Molecule: messenger RNA, 2225 nt
Organism: Anas platyrhynchos (mallard)
Lineage: Eukaryota; Metazoa; Chordata; Aves; Anseriformes; Anatidae
Gene: OCSTAMP
Product: osteoclast stimulatory transmembrane protein
Cellular component (GO): membrane
Source: RefSeq, a predicted model, not a curated record
AGGCAAUUAUUGUUUCGGCUCGUUUUCUGGCUACUGGUUUGGUGUAUAUAACAUCUUAGCCCGCCCUCAGGCCCCAACCCACAGGGAACGAUUUGGAGCCAAGUGGAGGCUUUUUGGCCAGGUUUGCUGAGGGAUACAAACACUUUUCGCUGCCCAGAGCCACUGGACAAACAUAGCCUCCCUGCAGCCUUCAACUCCCCUUUGCUGUAUGAGUGCAAUCUUAUCUCACUGCAAUCCUCACCCUACUGCUGGCUAGGAUGAGGCAAGUGGUUUCCCACUAGAGGACAGUGACACCCCAGUCCCCAUGUGAUGCUUCUUCCAUCCUGGUCACUCCGUACUGACUCAUUUUUCUUGGCCAUGUGUCAUUACACCAGGAUUUCUCCACUAGCAGUAAGAGCCAAGGAGGUGCAAAGCCUGGGCAGCACUGGAGUGGGGUUACUCUUGGACUGUCUGUACCAGCUUUGCCUUCUCACAUCAGGAAUUGCCAGCAUUUGCUGACCUUCGUUUUGGCUUUGAGUCCUUGCUCCCUGGUGCCAGGUGCCUUGGUUUCCUACCGUGGGUCACCCAGCGGCUGCCUCCAACAUCCUUUCUGAGAGUGACGAGGCACCGGAGCAUGGAGAGCUUACGGGCAGGGCUGGGGCACAUCUCUGCUGCUUGGUUGAGUGUCUGUGCCUACUGUGAAGACUUUCUGUUCCCAAGGGUGAGCAGGAUGGCGGCAGAUCUGUGGUGCAUUUACUCCAAGCCGGUCCCUGCAGGCAGCAGGGAGCUGUGGGCCUUGUUCCUGCAGUGCUCCUGCCUCACCGCUGUGGUCGGAGGCCUCUUCUACAACUGGCUCUUUGCCUCCCUGGAGUACUCCUGGCACCUUGCUGUGGCCAUGGCUGUCUCCUUCAGCCUGCUCCUCCUCCUGACCCUGUUCCUGGUGCACCCUGCCCGCUGUGUCUUCAGCAUGAUCAUGCCCACGUUGGGCACCAAGCAAGGUCGGAAGCUCCUCUUGUCGACCUGCAUCAUGAUUGUGGCGGUUAAUGUGACCCCAAACAUCGUGAGCAACAUUAAAACCAUUCUGCAGGUCAUCAAGUGCAUCUGCAAGAAUUCCUCCGAGAGCUUGCUGAACUCGACUGCUCUGUUGGGGACAGCUUCCUGGGAGUUUGGGGAGGAGAUCCAAGCAGCCGGUAACUCCAUUAAUAUUUGGAGGCCUAUGAACGGGCAUUUUAGGUUUUCACUGCUUCACAACAGCUCCCUGAUUAACCAGCAGAUGCACCUGGCUGGUGAGAAGGUCAGGAGGGACUUUUUGGCUGUUGAAGAACUGGUCAAAGACUCCGUACGAGUGGGCAACAAACUGGUUGCUGGCUUUUCCGUGCUCUACCUCUGCUUUGAGUCUGCGUGGUAUCUGAAAAAUUACCUCACCAACCUCCGCUUUGACAAUUUUUACAUCACCAAGAAGCUGGAGCGUUUAGCUGUGGACAGAAAAACUCCUCACCUGCUGGGGGGCUCGUCCAAAAACCUCAUUCGGCCCACGGGCCUGAAGUUGUCCCGGGAAGAAGUGCUGCUGUGCCUGGUGCAGGCCCUGCGCCUCACUGUGGCCCUGACGCUGAUGCUGGUGGUGGUGGCAAUGGACCACGUCGCCUUCAGAGUGGCAGACACAGCCGUGAGGAAGGUUGCUCAUCUCUCCGUGGUGCCCGUCACGCUCAGCAUCAAAUACAGCGCUAAAAUACAGCUCCUGCCUUUUAUACUGAGUCUGCUUCAGCUCCCUGACAUAGAAUCAACCCUGCGGGACUUUGAGAAGAGUUACCAUCACUACCUGACCUUCAGCUCUGCCCGCUGCAGCAUCAGCCCCCCGCUGCCCCCCAACCCCUCUGUGCUGUUUGUCAUGGUGCUGCUCUUCUGCAUCAUCUAUGCCACCGUGUUUCUGGAAACCUACGCACGCCGCCUGUGCAGGAAAAUCGCGGCCUCCUUCUUCGAGAGCCGGGAGGAAGAGCGAGCACUUUACCUCUACAGCAAGCUGUCCAGGAAGCAUGCGGAGGAGCAAAGCUGUCCAAAAAACUGAGGCCUCUUUGGGAAACACGAGGAAACACCUUGUGGCAGUGGCUGGGUGCAGGCUUCUGCAAAGGGAUCACCAAAUUCAUUUUUUUUUAGAGUCAGAGAAGUGGUUGGAAUCCAGGAAAAAUAUUUGGGAAAAAAAAAAAAAAAGAGAGAGAGAGAGAGAGAGAGAGAGAGAAUGAGAGAGA